Molecule: messenger RNA, 2084 nt
Organism: Schistosoma spindalis
Lineage: Eukaryota; Metazoa; Platyhelminthes; Trematoda; Strigeidida; Schistosomatidae
Source: the annotation of a GenBank genome assembly
GGAUCACAGCAGGAAAUGAGAAGUUUUGUGGUGAUACGUUUAUUUUAAGCAUGUAUUUAGUUAUAAACAGACAAUCACGUUAUCGAAGAACAGACAGAUACAGCUUGAAGUUAUUAUACCAACCAAUUCAAAAAAAUCAAUAUAAGCUUUAAUAUAACCGAUGGUGGAUGGGACAGACUUUGAAUGAAAUAAUAAGUGUGCAAACAAACAUGUAUGUAUAACUCGCACAAUGCUCUUAACAUAAACCAAAUAACAAUGGUUGAAGUACAGUCAAGUGGACAAACUACCACUGUUGUUUUACAACAGCCUCUAUCAGUAUUGCGACCUACACAAGGAUAUUUCCUAACGAGAGAAUGGAGUACUGGAAUUUGUAGCUGUUUCGAUGAUUGUGAAUCAUGUCUUUGUGCAGGAUUUUGUUACCCAUGUUAUCUUUGUCAUAUGUAUAACAUUUCAAAUGAGGCCUGUUGGCUUCCUUUAUGUGGAGUUGGUGUUUUUCCUCUACGUAUUAAAUAUCGAAUCAAACACAACAUAAAUUAGACAUGUUCAGUGAAAGAGACAUUGGAACUGAAUCUAAGCCAAAUGCAUGGGGAAGAAACGCUAACCAAACAUACUCAAGAACCUUUUGUAAUCCAAAUAUCAAGCUGCAAGACAGUACCUAUUCCACACUUGUAAUCUAAAUUAUACGUAGAAUAAUACAGUACUAUUACUUUAGCGUAAAGUACACAUGAUAGACAUAGAAUCUACAUGUGUCUUACCAAACUAUUAUUUAGACAUAAUGCUUGAUUUAUACUUGUUCACUUUAUAUUUUCUGAGUUUAGUAAUUUAACGAAAAUACUUCUGAAUUAUUCUUAUGAACGUUUUAUACGCUUUUACAAAUGAAUAUUGGGAGUUCAUUAAAAUAACAUAAUUUUAAUAAGACUUGAACAGAUACUUGAUGAAAUUUUUAUGGCAGUCUUACACUGUACUGUGGACUGUUAUUAUUACUUUUAAUAAUUAUACUUUUAACUAUGUACUAAUUACACUAAAAAUCACCAGGGUAAAUGGAUUCAAAACACUUAUCUACUACCAUGUAACAAUGCUAAUCAGUAUAUACAACUAUAUAAUUAAAAUGGAAAUAAUAAUAAUAAUAUAAAUAAUCAGUUAAAUAUGAAAAAUCCGAUCAGACUUCAUGUGACAAUUCUAGACCCGUUUCACUUUUUAUAUCAUGAAACUAAAUUUUACAUUGUUCAAAGUUCGUAAAUGUAUAUUAUGUAUACUUAUUUAUUUACAUUAACGUUGUUCUAAUGCAUUGGAUAAUGUGAUAUGAUCCGUUAAAUGUAUUUUUACAAUAUUGAUGUUCGUUAUGUUAGCUUAUAAAUAAUAUCAACUAUUGUUUCGAAUAAUAUCGAUGAAUUUCCUAGCUAUCAUAUAACACACUCAGUUCCGAAACUUUUUUAACUUGUUUAAUAAUUACAGAGUCUGUGAGUAAUGUGACAUUUCCAUAGCUUACAUCACCGUUGGUUAUUAUUUUGACUAGCACUGUAAACUAGGAAGGACUAGAUAACCAUUUUGUCUUAGCAUGAAACUCCUCAGUAGUACAUAUGAACGGCUUAUCAAGACUAGAGGUUUCUACGAGCCUGAGGCCUUGGAUCCAGUUCUCGAUGAUGUCCAUGAAUGUGUGUUGUUUAGGGGUAUUACACUUGAGAGAUUCGUCAUUUCGGUGAUUCAAGACUCUCAGUUGGUAUGUUUGACUAUUCGAUUGUUUAAAUUUACUAAUAUUAUUAUUUAUAAUUAUUCAUUUUAAUAAUUUCCAUUUUGUUAGGGCUCUUUACUUGAUGAUAAUUGUAUUACAUGUUGUUGUCCUCAACUUGUUUUAUGCCAGUUAAGACGAGAGAUGAAAUAUAUGGAAUCUUAAUAAAUUUUAAUUAUGAUAAGUAUAAUCAAUCGGAAAAGAGAAUAUUUCAAUCUUCUUUCGAAGAAUGUUGUUUUUUGAUUACGUGAACGUUCUAUAACAUAAACUACUUUCAUGUUAAAAAGGAAUAAUUAUAGUGUGCAUACAUGAUUAAGAGUUGUUGAUAAAGAAUAAAAAAUCUUUGGUAUAAUAA